AUGGAGAAGAUGAAGCAGUUGAUACAUCAGCGCGGUCAAGUGAAAGGGCGAGUAACGAAAAUCGUUAGGAAGCUUAGUGAAGCGGCAGAUGAACCGGAAACCACGAGUUUUUCGCAGUUGAAGGCAUUAGAGAAGAAACUGGAACUGAAUUACUCCGAGUACACAAUGAAGCAUGACUUGAUCAUUGACAUGUGCAACGGUGAGAAUUUGGAGGAACAGGACGAGAAGAUGGAGGAGUUCGAUGAGCUGCAUACUGAUGCAUUGAUGAAGCUUAAUCUUCUGAUGGAUUUCUUCCGUGGUAAUCCCGCAUCGACUAACGUUGGAGCUCCUCAAGUAAUCGUCACCCAGCAACCUCUAAGGACACCGAUUCCAACUUUCGAUGGAAAGUACGAAGGUUGGCCGAAAUUCAAGGCGCUAUUCAACGACCUGGUUGGAAAGUGCGGUGACUCCGAUGCCACCAAGCUACAGUACCUUGACAAAGCAUUGAUCGGGGAUGCUUCUGGUAUACUGGACGCUAGAAUCAUCAAUAACAACAACUACCUGCAAGCGUGGAAGCUGUUAGAAGAGCGUUUUGAGAAUCCUAGAGUGAUAAUUGAUACUCACAUAUCUGGUUUGCUGUCUAUGAAAGCAAUUCCCAAGCAGAGCUACAAGGAUUUGAGAUCACUAAUCGACACGUGCAGUCGUCAUGUGGAAGGCCUGAGGUUCAUGAAACAGGAGGUUGACGGAACGGCGGGACUCAUCGUAGUGAAAUUAUUAGCCUUGUGCCUGGAUGGAGAAACACGGAAGCAGUGGGAGCAAACCUUGGAGCAUGGCGAACUUCCCGAUCUGGAUGACACCCUGAAGUUUCUCCGCAAUUAUUGCCAGGUACUCGAGAGAUGCGAGGUAGACAUGGCGUCAGCAAAGAUAGCAUUUAAACCACUUGCAACCGGAAGAACAACCGCCCAACCGAGAAAUUCGCAUCCAGUGACUUCGAGUUCAUCGGAUAAUGUGUGUGAAUUAUGUGAAGGUCAGCACAGCAACUACAAAUGUUCUAAAUUCUUGAGCAUGAGUAUCGAUCAGCGUGUUACCAAAGCGAAACAAGUUGGAUUAUGUUUCAACUGCCUUCGUAAGGGUCAUCAAAGCAGAAUCUGUCCCUCGGACAAGGUAUGUUCGAAGUGCUCUAAAAGGCACCAUACAAUGCUGCAUUUCGAGCAGGUGUCCCAAGCUGAACCGGAACAACAGAGUGAUAGCGGAGAAUCUGGUUCAACCGAAGUGAAGAUAGUAUCAACAUUGCUCCCGGAAAAUCCUGUGUCCACAGCAUGUUCUAGUGUUCAGCGACGAGCGAAACAAGUGCUUUUGAUGACGGCAUUGGUGAAUGUAGUGGCGAAGAGUGGAAAGUCCUUGAAAUUACGUGCUCUUCUCGAUUCGGGAUCUCAAGUCAAUUUGAUUUCUGAUUCCGCCGUGAAGCUACUGUCUCUUCCAAAGUAUCCAGCCAAUAUUCCUGUAGUGGGCGUGGGUGGUACUCGAUCUCAGAUUCGACAUCAUGUGAUCUUGAAGCUAUUCUCUGAUUAUUCUAAAUUCGAGAGUAAUGUGGACUGUUUGGUGACAACGAGAGUGACGGGGAAGAUUCCAUCCGUUGCAGUCAACAUCUCGGAAUGGAGGUUUCCUCCAGGAAUUGUGUUGGCCGAUCCCAGUUUUAAUGAAUCGAAGGAUGUGGAUCUACUGAUUGGUGCGGAGCUAUUUUUCCAAAUUUUGAAGCAAGCCCAGUUGAAGAUUUCCGAAGAUUUGCCUACUCUGUAUGAGACCCAAUUCGGGUGGGUUAUGGCUGGUGCUAUAGAUGAAGUCGAUGAUGACGUCGUAAACGUAUUAUGCGCAACUGAUGAGGACCCAUUACUGAAGAGUAUUCAAAGAUUUUUUGAACAAGAGGAGCUUCCAGAGGAGAGGGUACUCACGAGUGAGGAAGAAGCGAUUGAGGAGCAUUUUCGUUCAACGUACCAUCGAGAUGAGCAAGGUCGAUUUGUGGUUCAACUUCCGUUCCGUGAAUCUCUCAACCAACUAGGGGAUUCUCGGUCAUUAGCAAUGAGAAGAUUCUUGUCAAGUGAGAGGCGCCUGGCCAACGACCCUGAGAUGAAGAAUAUGUACCAAUCCUUCCUUAAGGAAUACGAAGAUCUCGGCCACUGUCAUGAGAUUCGCGAGGAAGACGAUCCUCCGGGUCAACAGAGUUACUACUUUCCGCAUCAUGCUGUCCUUAAACCUUCAAGUACUAGCACAAAGUUACGUGUUGUGUUUGACGGAAAGGCGAAGUCUAAUGGUUUAUCUCUUAAUGAGGUUUUGAUGAUCGGCCCUAAGAUCCAGAGCGAUCUGUUUUCUAUCGUGCUCCGUUUCAGGAAACACGUUUAUGCAUUUUCAGCUGAUGUCGAGAAAAUGUAUAGACAGGUGAAAAUUGAUCACAGUCAAACCCGAUAUCAAAGAAUAUUUUGGCGAGACCAAUCGAAUGAACCGUUGAGGGUGUUGGAAUUGACAACGGUGACCUACGGGACAUCACCCGCUUCAUUCCUAGCCGUAAGGUCUAUGCUGCAACUAGCAAGAGAAGAAAAAGUUAACUUUCCUGCCGCAGCGCAGGUUGUGACGGAGGAUUGUUACAUGGACGAUGUGUUGAGUGGUGCUUCUACUUUGGACUCUGCAAAACAAUUGAGAUCCGACAUUGAGGAGCUUCUGAAGAGAGGAAUGUUUCCAAUCAAAAAGUGGUGUUCGAAUGACGAAGAUGUGCUUGAAGGUGUCCCCGAGCAGGACCGUGAAACCUUGGUGCGCAUUCAAGAUUCAAGCACCAACGAGACCAUUCGUGCCUUGGGUAUUUUGUGGAAUCCACGAAGUGACAUGUUCCUGUUUUGUAGAAACUAUUGA
Messenger RNA from Armigeres subalbatus, 2883 nucleotides. RefSeq lists its product as uncharacterized. Gene Ontology annotation, molecular function: nucleic acid binding; aspartic-type endopeptidase activity; zinc ion binding. The record is from RefSeq and is a predicted model, not a curated record. NCBI's taxonomy places the organism in Eukaryota, Metazoa, Arthropoda, Insecta, Diptera, Culicidae. Gene Ontology annotation, biological process: proteolysis. The transcript has a single exon. The coding region runs from base 1 to 2883 and encodes 960 amino acids.